UUGAGUGCGGCUCGACUCGGUGACUUAGUUAUUCCAGGCACUCAUAACAGUGCAUCUUUUUCUGUAUCACCAAAUGGUACUUUGGUGGAAAAACUUUGGAUUUCACGUGUUGCUUUAAGCCUUGGAUUUAGUAAUUAUUUCAGCUCGUGGGCCAGGAACCAUGACGACGGAUUAGGUGCGCAGCUUAAUGCUGGUUACCGAUGUCUUGAUUUACGAAUUGCCUUGCUACCAAAUGGAGGAUUUUACUGGUGGCAUGGCAUAUCUGGAGAGGCCAUUGAAUCUGGCUUAAAAGAAAUUGCUAAUUUUGCGACAGAGAAUCCAGGAGAGAUUAUUAUACUUUUAAUUUCCCACUUAAAUGCACCCGGUAACGGAAUUCAAGAGAAAUUACCAAUGCCAGGUGAGUCUAAGAUCAAACUUGGUAAAUAUUUAUUAUCUAUUUUAGGACCAAAUCUUGUCCCAACACGGAACAUUUCUUUAAAUCCUACCUUAUCGAGUGUCAUCUCAACGGGACGUAAUGUCAUUGCUCUAAUCCGGGAAGAUAAAGAUUUAGUAAAUGCCUUCCCGGAUUAUUUCUGGAGCGAUGUCAACAACGAAACAGCAGUGGAAAUGUUUGAACGAAGAACUAACCCUCGGAGUAUGUUUACACAUCGUUCUGACAUCAUGCAGAAAUAUAAGAGGAAUUUCCCCGACAGAUUAGCCAUCACACCGGCUUUUGUGACACACAAUGUUCCAAAUGUUUUGGGAGGAAUAUUAAGAAGCAAACGCGUGGCCUGGGCUCUUUCUUUAGUUCUGACAAUUAUGUUUUAUCGAUUAAUCCAAUCGUCGGAAAACAAGGACUUUACGAAAUUGUUCUGUACCGGAUUAAAAAGGCGAAGUCCCGUAAAAGCUGCUAGAGUCACUGUGAUAUACCUGUUGAUUAUUAUAAUAUCUGUGUAUUUAGGGCAUUUACAGCAUAGAACUAUACUAAAACUUUUCGGAUUUGAGGGUAAAGCCACAAAUUUGUUAGAAAUGGCACGGAUAGCUAAUCUUUGCGGAGAUGAUCCAAGCAAAGCUAACGGGGAGGUAAUUUAUAAAGGUAUAAAUUCUAUGAUUCGGCACUGGUCGGACAGAGAACAAGAAUACAGACUAAACAUCGUUCUGGUUGACGAUUUUUCAUCCAGCCAAGCGGUGAGGACGGCGAUACAAGAAAACAUUCGGAGAACGGACAUAGAAAGAUAUAACAUGAAAACGAAGUUUAGUUGAAACAGGAAACAUUACACAAAACCUAGAAUAUAAGCAACACACGCACACCUACACACACAUAUACACACACAUGCACACUAAUGCAUACAUACAUACACACACACAAGCCACACAUAAUCCCACACAUAUACAUGCACAUAUAUAAAAGUACUUAUAUUUAUAUAUGUAU
Molecule: messenger RNA, 1411 nt
Organism: Octopus sinensis (East Asian common octopus)
Lineage: Eukaryota; Metazoa; Mollusca; Cephalopoda; Octopoda; Octopodidae
Exons: 1
Biological process (GO): lipid metabolic process
Molecular function (GO): phosphoric diester hydrolase activity
Source: RefSeq, a predicted model, not a curated record